This is a messenger RNA of Pseudophryne corroboree (corroboree frog), 2495 nucleotides long. RefSeq names its product PBX/knotted 1 homeobox 2 (gene PKNOX2). The record is from RefSeq and is a predicted model, not a curated record. Gene Ontology annotation, molecular function: RNA polymerase II cis-regulatory region sequence-specific DNA binding. Lineage: Eukaryota; Metazoa; Chordata; Amphibia; Anura; Myobatrachidae. The transcript has 13 exons. Gene Ontology annotation, biological process: regulation of transcription by RNA polymerase II. Bases 398 to 1804 code for a protein of 468 amino acids.
ACCUCCCCCUUAUCCAUCAGUAGGAACAGGUGCUGUAUUCAUACAUGAUGGCAGCAGUAGUUCUUUAAACAUAUGUCCCAACAGUCAUAGAGUAGACAGGCCUGCCCUAAGACAGAGCAGCCCACAAAGCCCAAGGAUAAAAACAGAAGCUAAAAUCUGGAUAAGUAGUAUCAGGGCCGCCAUACCUGGACUGUCGACCUGUGGAAAAGCUGCGUUGCCAGGUUCAGUGUAUGAAAUAAUGCACUUACAGAGCUUUACUCCAGAAGGACUCAGGCACUUAACAGAAAUCGUGAACAUGAUACAGAGGUUCAGAUUUGGAGAGACUCUUUCUGAUGCUGUGAUAACGCGGGGAGGACACGUUGCUCUACAGAAAGGGCUCUAGAUGUGAAUCAAUCCCAUGAUGCAACAUGUGUCCCCAGCACCAGCUCUGUCAAUGAUGGCCACCCAGAGUGUGCCCCCACCCCCUUACCAAGAGAGUCCGCAGAUGACGGCCACAGCUCAGCAGACUGCCAAGGCCCAACCAGUCCACCUCCCAGCAUCCUCUGCGGCAGCAAACCCUGUCCCUGGUGCUCCAAUUGACCCUCAGGCGCAGCUGGAAGCUGACAAGCGUGCUGUCUACAGACACCCCCUGUUCCCACUGUUGACGUUGCUGUUUGAGAAGUGUGAGCAGGCCACACAGGGCUCCGAGUGCAUUACUUCUGCUAGCUUUGAUGUGGAUAUCGAGAACUUUGUCCACCAGCAGGAACAAGAGCAUAAACCUUUCUUCAGCGAGGACCCUGAGCUGGACAACCUGAUGGUGAAAGCGAUUCAGGUUCUCAGGAUCCACCUGCUAGAACUAGAGAAGGUGAAUGAAUUGUGCAAGGAUUUUUGCAACCGAUAUAUCACGUGCCUGAAAACCAAAAUGCAUAGUGAUAAUCUGCUCAGGAAUGACUUGGGAGGACCCUAUUCUCCAAACCAGCCCUCCAACAGCCUUCAUACACAGGAUCUGUUGCAAAGUUCUCCCAACUCAAUGACUGGUUUAUCCAAUAACCCGCAAGGAAUUGUUCUGCCGUCCUCCGCUUUACAGCAAAACAGUCUCGCCAUGACAACCGUCAACUCAUCGCAGGUUGUGUCAGGUGGUGCACUUUACCAACCUGUUGCCAUGGUAACAUCCCAGGGACAAGUAGUAACUCAAGCGAUCCCACAGGGAGCAAUACAGAUACAGAAUGCACAGGUCAAUCUGGAACUGACCUCUCUGCUUGAUGGGGAAGAUAAAAAGUCUAAAAACAAGCGUGGAGUCCUUCCGAAGCAUGCCACCAACAUAAUGCGUUCGUGGCUUUUCCAGCACCUAAUGCACCCGUACCCGACAGAGGAUGAGAAACGGCAGAUCGCUGCACAGACAAACCUUACGCUGCUGCAAGUCAACAACUGGUUCAUCAAUGCAAGGCGGCGCAUCCUGCAGCCAAUGUUAGAUGCCAGUAAUCCUGAUCCGGCACCGAAAGCCAAGAAGAUAAAGUCUCAGCACCGGCCAACUCAGCGGUUCUGGCCAAACUCAAUUGCAGCCGGAGUCUUACAGCAACAAGGAGUGUUACCUGGGACCAACCCUGAUGGUUCUGUGAACUUAGACAACCUGCAGUCUCUCUCCUCGGACACACUGUCUAUGCAGCAAGCCUUGAUGGCAGCACACGAUGACUCGCUGGACGGGACAGAGGAAGAGGACGAGGAGGAAGAGAUGGAAGACGAUGACUUGGAAGAGGACAGUGAAGAUCUUCAAACUACAAAUGUCAGCGACCUGGGCUUAGAACAAAGUGACUCCCUGGAGUAGCGAAGUGUCUGAGCGACACUGACUUGCGCAAUAGAACUGAUGCAGCCUUCGCCUUGGAGUAUCAUUGGUAAUGACUUACUGCACCUGCUCGGGUGGGAGAGUAAUGUCCUUCCACUGCACAUUUGGUGGAAACUAAAGCACCAUGAUGGGACAUGAUCUCCCACCACGAGGACCUGGAAGCUGGAACCCGUGUGUAAUGCAGUUUCUUGUACCGUCCUGCACACAGAGGAAUGCAUAUUCUCAUCGCCCUUCUCCGGCACCUGUCCCGUGUCUGGCAGCGCCCACACCCCAGUCCCCGGCUGUUAUUUAAGUGACGGACACAUGUUUACAAAGCCACAUGUUGUGGCCCAUUUUGUUUUCUGUUUUGUUUUUUAAAGAACUUGACUUGUUUUUAGGUAAAGCUUUUUUCUGUAUUAUUAUGACUGAAUGCUAUUGAAACGUUAAGGUUUUAAGAUCGCCCUGUUGGGUGUAUUUAUAGAUAUACUGUAUAUACACACGUGUAUCUAUAUGUACAUUUAUAAACUUCUCAUGUCUAUAAUAUCAAAAUAGUUUUUCCCACCAACAAAACUGACAUUUGUGUGUACAAUUCCACCCCAGAUCUUUCAAAUGAUGUAAUAUUAUUAGACAUCUAUUUUGGCAAGUAAACUGUUUUAUGAAAUUUCCAUAUAAACAGAGUAUGACGAUUAUAAAA